Glycine soja is the source of this 1274-nucleotide messenger RNA. Its product is annotated as IQ domain-containing protein IQM4-like. The transcript has 5 exons. The record is from RefSeq and is a predicted model, not a curated record. Lineage: Eukaryota; Viridiplantae; Streptophyta; Magnoliopsida; Fabales; Fabaceae. The coding region runs from base 646 to 912 and encodes 88 amino acids.
GGUAAUUCUCUCGCUUUAUCAUUUUUGUUUAUACCUUGACAUGCUUUAGUAUAUUUACAUAUACAUAAUAAUUCAUUUAUUGGUUAUUAUAGCUUGCUGAAUAUUUUAGAAGGAUUUGUGCGUUUAAAAGAAUUGUUCAUACUUCAUACAGACAUCUCGUUGUUAAACUCUGAACAGAGCAAAAAAUGCUCUGAAACUACUAAUUCUCUGUUUUUAUUGGUGUGACUGUGACAUAAUUAUAGCUUGGCAUUAGGGUGUCAUCAGUUAGUAGUUGUGCCAUUAUAAUUAUGUUUGUGUAGCAGUUAUGGUAAGAUAUCCUUUUAUUAGUGAUUAGCCUUUUUUCAUUCAUUCUCCCUUCUCUUAUAACCAUAGACAAACCUAUUUCUUCUAUUUGUAGUUGAGUCAGAAAGUAAUGAAAAUUAAUGUUCCUUGUAAUUAAGUCACGAGAUUUCUUUUUAUGUUUUUUAUUUAUAUUAUGUCUUUGACAUGCUUUUGGGUAAAUUUUUAUGGUUGGUUCGCAUUAUAUAUCAAAGGAGGUGCGCAAAUGGUAACAGUGAACUAUGAAUCAAAAGAGGGAGAGAUCACAUUCAGAGCAAUGAGCUUCAACAAGUGCAGAAAUUUGUAUAAGCCUAAUCUGCAAGUUGGAUGAAGUUAUUGUUACCGAAAAAACCACAAGCUCAAAGAGGAGGAAGGUGGAACAAGGCUUUAGACAUUGCUGCUGUUAGUCGUUGUUCCACGUCAAAUUUUGACUCUGAUAAAUCAGAAACAGCUCUUUCAAAAUGGGCAAGACCUAGGACCAUGGCUGCUAAGGUGGAAAAAGGUUUGUCCAAAGAUGAUAAGGCGCAGAAAUUACCUCUAAGGCACUGGCUUGAAGCUGGAUCAAGAAAGCAGUGGAAGAACUCAAUCCAGUGAGGAGAACAGUUUUUGGCAUGCUCUACAACUAGAAGCGGCACAUUUAAGCAUUGGUGCAAGGACAACUUAAUUCGCCAAUAAGCUUGUUGGGUGGGGAAGAUGCCAGACAGGAAGGACCUUGAAACCCUGCUUAUGUUUCUAAGCCUUUUGUUAAUUGUUAUCAUAUUCAUGUAUGAAUAGUGAGGUCGAUUUCUCCUCUUAUUUUUCUCAAAUUGAAUAAUUGAAUACAAUUUUUAUUAUAUGGUACAAAGAGAUAGCUUUGAUAUGUUGUCCACUUAAAGGAUAUAUUAAAUACCUUGAGGUGCUUUUGGUCUUUUGUGCUGUCCACUACUGGUGAUCUUAUAAUUAAUUUAUGCUCUUGA